Molecule: messenger RNA, 657 nt
Organism: Penicillium verrucosum
Lineage: Eukaryota; Fungi; Ascomycota; Eurotiomycetes; Eurotiales; Aspergillaceae
Exons: 2
Coding region: 1-657 (218 amino acids)
Source: RefSeq, a predicted model, not a curated record
AUGGCCGAAACCCUUCUUAGCUACCUGACGACACGCAAUCCAACUGUCCUCGCGUUCGUAAGACCAGCACCGAGCUUCACCUUUAAUGAUGAGUGGGACCCAAUUGACGGCAUAAGAGAAUGGACCGAUUUCAACUACAACACCCUCCAACUACUGUUCCGGGAUGAGUUGAGCCGUCAUGUAUCUCCGUUUGACACUACCGGGAGCUGUGAAAUUGGAGGCUACAACAAGAUAUUUGACGAACGUGGCCUUUCUGACCUCAUAUGCAUGUCCAUUAUGGGUCCUAUAUCGGCAGUGCUUCCUUCCGAUUCAUUCAUUACGUCUGGCGGAAGAGUUACGCAGCACCCAGGAUGCGUCCCUGACUGGGGUGCUGGGAAGGAUGGGGUAGGAAGGUCUAAAGCUAUUGUUCUUGGUGACACGAAAUUCAACUGGACAUCAACUAAUACCUUUAAUGUUAUCCAGAGCGUGGGAAACAGGCCCUAUGAAGAUUCACCAUCGAUCGACCUGCGACCAGGAGCUCGUGGUAAUACGGCUUCAUUUGCCACCAUCCCACGUUCGAACAUCACCCAGACCUCAACGCACUCGCCUACCACCCUCACAUCAACGGGUAACAUCGUCUUCCACGAUUUCGAAGCAAUUGACGGACAUAUCUAUUGA